UUCGUCUUUACCUGUCCGGGCUGCACACCUGAGCGGACUCACCUGUCCGCCGGAGGAAAACAAAAGAACACACACUUCUCGCUUCUUCUUUUUUUGCCAUAGCAAAGAGAAAGAGAAGGAGAUUUAAAAAAAAAGAGGAGAUUAAAGCUGCCGCGAGGCUCCCGAAACCAGAAGAAAGGUGGUAAGGAGGAAAGAGACGAGGGGACAUUUUUUUUUUUUUUUUCCAACUUUGGAGUUUCCUGCUUUUGAGAACUUUUUUAAGUGGACUUCACGUCGCGACUUCGCCACCGACCUCCUUUAUUAAAAAAUAUAUUAUUAAUUCAAUAAUAAAAGGACGGAGUCGUAGUCCAACAUGCCGAGGACGUUUCUGGUGAAAAAGGCGAAUAUUUCGCCGGGAAAGCGGAACUGGAGCGAGCUCCCGGAGCGAGGCGACGUCUACGUCCCAGUCUCCGUCUACCCGUCGCCGGUCCUGAUGAUGGAGGCGGAGGCGAGUCCCGCCGAGGCGACGCCGCUCUGCCUCACCAAGCCGUCGCCCUCCGACACGCAGACGCACGCCGAGCUGCCGUCCAGCACGAUGCUCGGCCGGCCGCCGCGGAGCCCGGAGGGGAGGACGGACGUGAGGACGGACGUGAGGAGGCGGGCGCACGGCGGUUCCACGUACGUCCGCUCUAAAAUCAAGGUGACCACAGGUGAUCUGCGGCCCCUCCCCCCUCCGGCUCCUCUCUCGCUGCCCCCCCUCCCCCCCACGCUGUCCUACCUGAUGCCGUACGCCACCGAGAUGCCGGUCGCCUUGACGACGACCCCCGACCCCGCGAUGGAAGCGGUCUCCAUGGUGACCAGAUCGACAGGUCAAAGUCAGAGUUUGUUGUCGGAGGUGACGGGACCCACGGGGGCGUACGUGUGCCAGGUUUGCCAGAAGACGUUCUCGUACCAGCGGAUGUUGAACCGACAUCUGAAGUGUCACAACGACACCAAGAGGCACCUGUGCACCUUCUGCAACAAGGGCUUCAACGACACCUUCGACCUCAAGAGACACGUGCGCACGCACACAGGCGUCCGGCCUUACAAGUGCACGCUGUGCGACAAGGCGUUCACCCAGCGCUGCUCCCUGGAGUCCCACAUGAAGAAGAUCCACAGCGUCACGCAGAAGUACGCCUACAAGGAGCGGCGCAACAAGCUGUACGUGUGCGAGGAGUGCGGCCUCACGGCGGGCACCCAGGACGAGCUGCUCAUCCACCUGCACUCGCUGCACCCCGACAGCGCCCUGCUGAAGGGGAAGGCGGCGAGGAGGGGCGGGGGGGGCGGGGACGGCGAGGGGGGGGGGUCGUCACCGGGGUCGCCUCAAGGAGCCGACAGCGACGACACCACCGGGUCGGCGGGCCAGUAGAGGACGUGAGGACGUGAGGAAGGAUACAACGUACCUGUCAAUUACAUAACAGUGGGGAAAUGUGUGUAUAUAUGUGUGUGUGUGUGUGUGUGGAUUUGGGUCUUUCUAUAUGUACCACAGACUUUAAACCAAAUGAUGCACACACACAAAAAAGUGUGACUUUUUUUUCCCAGGUGUGAUUGUGACGUGAGCUCAUCGACGCGUCGGUACCGACACAUUUUCUUUUCUUUGUCUGUUUGUAAAUAUUUUCCGUGGGCGACUUUUUGUACAGCAAAAAAAAAAAGAAGAGUGAAAAAGAGAUGAGAUGAGAUUUUCUAUGAAAGAAGUACUUUGUUCAUUAAAGGGAGUAAUAUAUUACAAGAGACAUAAUGUUCUUUAUUUUUCCUUUUUUUUAAGUUGUGCUUUUAAUUAUUUGUGCAGUUGUAAAGAAACUUUGAAUAUAAAUAUAUAUAUAUUGCUGGAUGCGGAGCAGGAUGGUCAGAGCGGCGGCCAUGUUCUUUCUGUACACUGUUGACAUUGGAAUGUUUCAGUGGGUUAAUAAACCAAAUAAAACAAAAA
This is a messenger RNA of Pseudoliparis swirei, 1945 nucleotides long. RefSeq names its product ovo-like zinc finger 1a (gene ovol1a). The record is from RefSeq and is a predicted model, not a curated record. Gene Ontology annotation, biological process: epidermal cell differentiation; regulation of transcription by RNA polymerase II. Gene Ontology annotation, molecular function: DNA-binding transcription factor activity, RNA polymerase II-specific; RNA polymerase II cis-regulatory region sequence-specific DNA binding. Gene Ontology annotation, cellular component: nucleus. Bases 353 to 1387 code for a protein of 344 amino acids. The transcript is spliced from 5 exons. Lineage: Eukaryota; Metazoa; Chordata; Actinopteri; Perciformes; Liparidae.